CCCGCCGCUAGCGCUUCAUGCCCUGGCUCCAACGGCUCAACCAUCACUGCCAAUGGUAAGCAGUACCUUGUCGAGUGCGGUUCUGACUACACGGGCGGAGACAUCCCAGGUCCAAUGAGCCCAACUUACCCAGGCUCCUACGAGGGUUGUUUGGCGGACUGUUCUUCCACUUCAGGCUGUGUCGCUGUCAGCUACGUCAUGGGUGGCCCUUGCUAUUUGAAGAACGCGGUCAGCGGUGCGAGGAGCAACUCCAACAUCAUCGGUGGACGAUUGGUUAGCACUAUCUCAACUUCGGCGGCACCCACCUCUUCGGCAGCACCCACUUCGUCCUCUGCGGCUGCUACGUCGUCUGUUGCUACCUCCUCUCGCAUUAUCUCAUCCUCUUCAGUGGCGGCCACAAGUGCUGUCACUUGCCCGGGUUCCAAUGGUUCAACUUUGGUGACUUCAUGUGGCGCACAAUACGCCGUCGAGUGCAGCUCCGAUCGUUACGGCAAUGACCUUCCGAACGGCCUCGUCUACACUGACACAUACGAGCAAUGUCUGCAGGCCUGCGACAGCACCACUGGGUGCGUUAAUGUUUCCUGGCUCAUAGGUAACCCAGGUGCUUGCUACAUGAAGGGCAGCAUUGGCGCCAUUCGGAACAACUCAAACAUUAUCGGAAGUCGCAAGCUCUCUGGAUGUGUCACUCUCAAGCUUCACCGCAAGCGCGUUGCGGUUGCUGCCCCCAAGCAGAAGCUCGCGAAGCGUGCUGGUUUCUACGGCCCUGACUUCACAUUUACUCAGGAUCGCGUCGUUGCGACUGCAACCGGAACUGUCAGGACCACCGUCACUACCACCUCCACACCUAUCUCUGGUACUGCCACUCAGACUGCUUUCACCGUUGCCUCUGCCACCGUGACCACCACCACAAGCGUACCUACCACCGUUUACAACAUUAUCACCGUCACUACAUGCCCGACUGCCUCUCCUACCGUCUAA
Messenger RNA from Alternaria alternata, 978 nucleotides. RefSeq lists its product as hypothetical. The transcript is spliced from 4 exons. Lineage: Eukaryota; Fungi; Ascomycota; Dothideomycetes; Pleosporales; Pleosporaceae. The record is from RefSeq and is a predicted model, not a curated record. The annotation marks the transcript as partial.